Molecule: messenger RNA, 390 nt
Organism: Enterospora canceri
Lineage: Eukaryota; Fungi; Microsporidia; Enterocytozoonidae
Source: the annotation of a GenBank genome assembly
AUGAACUCAUCGAAGUACAUUAGUUUGAUUCGAGACACUGUUCUUGAUGAUAUGAUUACUUCUGGGGUAGACCUUAAAACCAUGGUCUUUAUGCAGGAUAAUGCCUCCUGUCAUAAGUCUAAAAAGACUUCUAGGUGGUUCGCUGACUCGAACAUUACCUUGGGCUUUCAUCCUGCACAGUCUCCAGACCUCAAUCCUAUUGAGUUUGUCUGGGGAUGGCUCAAGAAGAGGGUCAAUAAGAGGCAGGGUGAAAUCAUCAACAAAGAUGAUCUGCUCAGGGUAAUUGUGGAUGAGGCUUCUAAAGUCAAUCCUGCAACUAUCCGAAAGCAUUUCAGUGCCUUGCCUGCUCGCUUGAAGAAGAUGAAGAAGCAUGAUUUUGACACCAUUUGA